GAUAUUAGACACCCUUUGGCGGGCCCACACAAUGAAUUUUUAAUAGAACUUUUGGAUUUUGUGUUAAAUAACAACUACUUUGUUUUUGAUAGUAAAUACUAUCGUCAAAAACGAGGCGUAGCAAUGGGAGCCUCAUGUGCACCCUCCUAUGCUUGCUUACAUUUGGGAUGGUGGGAACGACAAGAAGUCUACCACCACCCUGCCUUUGAGAAACACGUAGCCCUCUGGGUUAGAUUUAUUGAUGAUGUCCUGGUGGUGUGGAGAGGUACUACAGCUGAAUUUGAGAAAUUUAUGAGUGAACUAAAUAACAAUACUAGAAAUAUCUUUAUCACUUUUAAAGUCGAUAGGGAACAGAUUGAAUUUUUGGAUCUAAUGAUCCGUAAAGAAGGAAGAACAAUUGUGACCAAUACCUUCAGAAAACCAACAGCUGGAAAUACCCUCCUCCACGCCACCAGCCAUCAUCCAUGGGCACUCAUCAGAGGAAUUCCCAUUGGUCAAUUCCUCAGAAUUCGGAGAAACUGUACACAAAUUAAAGACUUCCACAAAGAAAGCAAGGAGCUAGGUCAGAGAUUCAGGAAAAGAGGCUACCCUAAUUCUACAAUUAGACAAGCAAAAUUAAGGGCAGUGAAACAAACACGUGAAAAAAUCCUGGGUCUAGAACCGGAUGAUGAAAGAAAAGGAAAAAUGGACAGAGAGAGGGUAGGCCUAGUGACUACAUAUGGUACUCACUGGGACUACCUAAGACAAAUUUUGGGUAAACAUUGGCAUUUGCUAAUGUUAGACAACAAACUGAAACAAAUAUUGGGUCCUCGUCCCAAUAUGAUAGCAAAACGUGCACCUACUAUAGGUGAUACACUAGUUCACAGUGAAUACACUCGAGGAAGCAUAAAGGGCCAAACAACACUAUCUUUUGCUAAACACAUUGGAGGGAUGCACCCAUGUGGACAUUGCUCAAUAUGUAAAUACGUUAUGAAAACUAACUCUUUUAAAAAUUCUUCAGGCAAAAAUAUAUAUAAAGUUAAACCCUUUGUCAAUUGCUCUACAACUUUUGUGGUCUACCAAAUAAUUUGCCCUUGUGGCAAGAUCUAUGUAGGAAAAACUAUCAGGGAAUUUAGGAAGAGAAUAGGCCAACACAUAUCAAGCAUAAUAGGCAAAGAUGAUACAUCACCGGUAGCAAUGCAUUUUAUGGACCACCAUGAAUCAGUGGCCACUGGAAUGCAAUGCAUGGUGAUCUACAAACUGGAACUAUCAAAUAGAAGGGGAGAUUGGGACAAAAUCCUACAACAAAAGGAAGCUAAAUGGAUAUUUCUUUUGGAUUGUAUGAUGCCUAAGGGGUUAAACAGCGACUCAUCUUUGCAAUGUUUUUUGUAAUUCAUGCAUAACUGAUAGAGACACGUCUUUUACUACACUUUGAACACCGAUCCUGAAGGUGAGGUGCUGUCUGUGACCAUUGCGAUCUAAUGCUCUAUGUACUAUAUAAGUCUGACUGUGAAAUAAAAAUCGGAAGACUUGGGGACAGACCAUGCGAUAUGGACAAGCAUGGAACAUAGAAAAGCCGGAAAGCCGGAUGUAAAAUGUGAUUAUUCGAUCGGUAUUAUAUGGACGCUUGAGUGUAUGUAUUAUGCGCACACAUGUAGUGAGUAUGUUGAAUGUCAUUUUUGUGCG
Messenger RNA from Rana temporaria (common frog), 1665 nucleotides. RefSeq lists its product as uncharacterized. The coding region runs from base 124 to 1371 and encodes 415 amino acids. The record is from RefSeq and is a predicted model, not a curated record. NCBI's taxonomy places the organism in Eukaryota, Metazoa, Chordata, Amphibia, Anura, Ranidae. The transcript is spliced from 2 exons.